Molecule: messenger RNA, 1566 nt
Organism: Alosa alosa (allis shad)
Lineage: Eukaryota; Metazoa; Chordata; Actinopteri; Clupeiformes; Clupeidae
Gene: cavin4b
Product: caveolae associated protein 4b
Exons: 2
Coding region: 7-945 (312 amino acids)
Biological process (GO): regulation of gene expression
Cellular component (GO): cytoplasm; caveola
Source: RefSeq, a predicted model, not a curated record
GCGGCGAUGGCUCAGAAGAUGGACGUGUCGGCGCUGGAGGGUGAGGCUGGCGUGCUGGCGUUGCUGGAGCGAGUGGCGGGCAUCAUCGACAAUGUCCAGGCGUGCCAGACGCGCAUGGAGGAGAGGCAGCUGGAGCUUGAGGCCAGCGUCAAGACCAUCCAGGCGGACGUGGCCAAGCUGACCAAGGACCACGCGGCCACCAACGGCGUCGUGGAGAAGCUGCUGGAGAAGACGCGCAAGGUCAGCUGCCACAUCAAGGACGUGCGUGUGCGCGUGGAGAAACAGAACGAGCGCGUGAAGAAGGUGGAAGAGACGCAGGGAGAGCUACUCGUGAAGAACAAGUUCAGAGUGGUCAUCUACCAGGGUGAUAAUGAAGUGAAGGCCGUGGCCGCCCCAAAGCCCGUCCCUAAGGAGGCGUCUGCCGACGCCAAAGAGGAGGCAGUGGAGCCACCCGCCCCAGACUCGGACGAGGAGUACAUGGUGGUGGAGGAGGGCGACUCGUCCGCUACCCGCAUGAAGAAGUCCGGCCUGAAGCGCAUCGAGAGCCUGAAGCACACCUUCUCCCGUGAGAACAUGAGCAAGACCAAGGAGAGCAUGGGCAGCAAGAUGGGCAAGCUGGGCGAGCGCAUCGUUACGGCCGAGCGCCGCGAGAAGAUCCGCCAGUCCGGCGAGCGCAUCAAGCAGUCCGGCGAGCGGCUCAAGGAGACCAUCACCAAGACCGUGCCGGCCAAGCUGAACCUGAAGAAGGAGCGGACAGUGGCCGAGGGUCAGGAGGGGGCCGAGGGCUCCACGGAGGGGGCAGUGCCUGCACCCAUCCCCCCCGCUAAGGGCCGCAAGGCCAACGACGUCGCCUACACCGAGGUGGCGCUCGAGAAGGAGGAGGCGGCCGAGGGCAAGGGGGAGGAGUCCGAAGUCCCCAUGUACGACAUGAAGCAGCUCUCCUAAACAGGGAGGCGUGCCAGGGGCAGGAAAUACAUGUCCUGAACUGUUUGAUUGCCGAUGGAAGUUUGAUUUGGCGAACGGGAGUUUGGUUUGCUAGUGGUUCACGUUUGGAUCGGUCAACUACUCCAAAAGGGAAAAAAUACGAAGAGAAGAAGGUUGGCAACUGAUUGGAAAAGAGAGAAUAAUGAUACCGAAUGGGCCAGUCGGAGUGCCACAGAGAUAUGUUGUAUGAAGCAAAAUCGCUGUAAUAUUUAUUUGCUAGUAUUUCUCUGUUAGGGGUGGGCAGGGGUAUUAUGGGAGGAAUUACAAUAACAUUUAGCUGUUUUACUGAAGUUUUUGUCUUGUUUACACUAAAUAUAGACUCUGAGAUACAGACAACUAAGGAGUGCUGAGGAGAAAUAGAAUUGUUCCUACUGGUAUUGGGAGAGAGCUGGAACGUUCUGGACUUUGGGAAAAAAGAAGCACCAGAUGAGAACACCGAUUUGCAUGUGAAAUCACUGAUGAUGAUGAUGAUGAUGAUGAUGAUGCAAGUUUGAAUGAACACUUUCUUUGAGGAUGGAAAGCUCACGUGUGUUUUGGGGUAAUGUGUGGUGAAGAACAAUAAAACAACCUUUUUAUGUAUAA